Molecule: messenger RNA, 2330 nt
Organism: Chinchilla lanigera (long-tailed chinchilla)
Lineage: Eukaryota; Metazoa; Chordata; Mammalia; Rodentia; Chinchillidae
Gene: Tsc22d4
Product: TSC22 domain family, member 4
Exons: 5
Coding region: 690-1871 (393 amino acids)
Biological process (GO): response to osmotic stress; regulation of transcription by RNA polymerase II
Source: RefSeq, a predicted model, not a curated record
CCCGAGGAGGCAGGACUUCCUGGUGUGGGGGUUGUCAACAGCCCAGAAAGAGAAAGACGGAGACGGAGCCGGAGCGGAGCGAGCCGAGCCGCGGAGAGACAGACCCAGCGGGGCCGCUCGGAAGCAGCCUUGGGAGGCCCUGUCGCCGAGACCAGCUGUCACCUGGAGCGGCUGGGGGGCUGAGCCGCCCCCACCAAGCCGUCGGGAGCCCCGGGGCUGCAGAGGCCCGGUGAGCAGGCACGGGGUCCGUCCCCUCUGCACAAAACUUUCCCGGAGAUGCCUCGCGGGGCGCAGCGCAGCCCCCGGAGAGCGCCGGGCGGCCUCUGAUCGCACUGCCCGGGGCCAGGGGGCCCCAGGAGGACAGCCCGACGUCUUAGUCGCUGGGACCCCGGCUGUGCUCGGCGGCCGAGGCCCGAGAGUUUGCAAACUCAGCUCUGGAGUUCGGCGAGGACAGCAGCAGGAAAAACCUGCCCCUGCCCCCCCCUCUCCCGCCACCUCCCCUCUCUGGUUCUCCCGUCACCAACCAGGCACCCCCACUUCCCACAAGGCCUCCUGCCAUGUCGGACCCAGACGUCCCCAGGGGCCCCGAUGCCCCCGCCAUGUGGCCCCCCUGUUCUAGGGGUGCCUGAACCCGCUCCGGGAGCCCCGCCCCGCCCCCAGCCCUGCCCAGUCCAGGACCCCUAAAGACCAUGAGUGGGGGCAAGAAGAAGAGCAGUUUCCAAAUCACCAGCGUCACCACGGACUACGAGGGCCCAGGGAGCCCAGGGGCUUCGGAUCCUCCUGCCCCACCGGCCCCCACUGGGCCGCCACCCCGCCUGCCCAACGGGGAGCCCAGCCCUGAUCCAGGGGGCAGGGGCACCCCCAGGAAUGGCUCCCCACCACCUGGUGCCCCCGCCUCCCGUUUCCGGGUGGUGAAGCUGCCCCACGGCUUGGGAGAGCCUUAUCGCCGAGGUCGUUGGACGUGUGUGGAUGUUUACGAGAGAGACCUGGAGCCCCCAAGCUUUGGCCGGCUCCUGGAAGGAAUUCGAGGGGCCUCAGGGGGCACUGGGGGCAGAUCUUUGGAUUCCAGGUUGGAGCUGACCAGCUUGGGCCUGGGCACCCCCAUCCCACAGCAAGGCCUGUCUCAGGGCCCCACCUCCUGGCUCCGCCCGCCCCCCAGCUCCCCUGGACCUCAGGCCCGCUCCUUCACAGGGGGACUGGGCCAGCUGGCCGUGCCUAGCAAGGCCAAGGUGGAGACACCCCUCCUGUCGGGCUCUCCGCCCCAGCAGCGCCCCCCAGAGCUCAGGACUGGGGAUAGCACGGGCUCCUCCCUGGCUGCCACGCCCCUGCCCUCCCUGAGGGUGGAAGUGGAGGCUGGGGGCUCAGCAGUGGGGACCCCGCCACUGUCCCGGAGGAAAGAUGGAACCGUUCGGCUGAGGAUGGAUUUGGUUGCUUCAGAGGAGACAGGGCAGGUGCACCCCCUUGACUCUCGCCCCAGCUCCCCAGCCCUCUACUUCGAUGCCAGCCUUGUUCACAAGUCUCCCGACCCCUUUGGCACGGCAGCGGCGCAGGGCUUCAGCCUGGCCCGCUCCAUGCUGGCUAUCAGCGGUCACCUGGACGCCGAUGACGAUAGCAGCUCCAGCAUGCUGAGUGGCAUCGACAACAAGAUCGAACAGGCCAUGGAUCUGGUGAAGUCCCACCUCAUGUUUGCCGUCCGGGAGGAGGUGGAGGUGCUGAAGGAGCAGAUCCGGGACCUGGCGGAGCGCAACGCUGCACUGGAGCAGGAGAAUGGCCUGCUGCGUGCCCUAGCCAGCCCGGAGCAGCUGGCCCAGCUGCCCUCCUCGGGGCUCCCCCGGCUCGGGCCUCCCCCACCCAACGGGCCCUCUGUCUGAGCCUCCCGUCCCUCACAAUGUGCCUUUGGGGGCUGCCAUGGCCGCCCGGCCUCGUGCCAGCUGUCUGCCCCCUCUUCCUAUGCAGCUUUAAUGCCCCCUGAUCCCAGGGAUGGGGACAGUGCAAGGCUCUGCAAUGGCCUGUCCCCCACCCUAGCCUGGUCACCCCUGUCCCCAGGCCUUGCAGGAGGAGGAAGGGCUCAGACAGUGUGGGGGAUGGAGUGCCCUCCGCGAGUGAUUCAUGCCAGCCCCCCUCCCUCCCUAGGCAUCGGUGUUCUGGGCCCCCAGCAGUAGGUGCUUGGGGAGGAGGCCGCUGGAGGCUUCCUGGCAGACCCCACCCUGACCCUGUUCUCCCCAAGUGUCCCCUCUCUGCUGCCCAGGGGAGGGAUAUGGACAGUAUCUGGAAGUUCUGGGAUUCAGGUUGUUCUUAAAAUAAUAAUUAAAAAUCUGAAGAAACUUGAA